This is a messenger RNA of Histoplasma capsulatum G186AR, 1672 nucleotides long. RefSeq lists its product as uncharacterized. NCBI's taxonomy places the organism in Eukaryota, Fungi, Ascomycota, Eurotiomycetes, Onygenales, Ajellomycetaceae. The record is from RefSeq and is a predicted model, not a curated record. Bases 1 to 816 code for a protein of 271 amino acids. The transcript has a single exon.
AUGAGCGCGAUGGGCGGCAUGGGUGGAAGCGGGUCUCAAGGAGCUAUUAGUGCUGGCUCACAAGUCCCCGGUCUCCAGGCUAUGCAAGGCAUGAUGAAUCCUGCUAUGAUUCAGCAGAUGCAGCAGAUGCAACAGAUGCAACAGAUGCAGAACCAGGGACAGGGACAGGGACAGGGCCCGGGUGGACCUGGAUUUGGAGCUGUUGGAAUGGGAGGACAAAUCAACACGACCAUGAACCCUGGACCAGGUCCAGGCCCUGGUAUGGGAGGAAACAUGGGAGGUAUGGGUGGGAAUGUAGGUGGGGGACCACCGGGUGGAAUGGGUGGCGGCGGCGGUCCAAAUAUGGGUAUGAGCGGGCCGAGUGGUAGCUUUUCCGGCCCAAGAGGUGGCCCUGGGUACAAUGCUCAAGAGCAAAUUGCCUUUGAACAACAAAAGUACGAACAGCAACAAGCACGCAGGGCCAUUGAAUCAUCUCGAGGAUUUGCCCCGUACCAACCAGGUGGCCCGACCUCCUGGGAAGGAAUGUACGAUGAUGUCCCACAACCAAAUAUUCCAACUGGUCCACAGGGGGGUGGCAAUAUGAACCGAGGUGGAGGGGGUAUGGGUCGUGGAAUGUCACCAAAUCACGGUAUGCCACCACAACAUGGCGGUGCUCGGCCAUCAUCUGGGAAUAACAAGAGCAUAACACCGCAACCGCAAAGUGCGCCGCCAGCAAAUGCACCUACUGGCCCAAGGAAUGCGGGGAAGCCAGGGGCGAAUUACCGUGGUGGGGGACGGGGUGCUCAUCGGGGAUUCCAUCCUUACGCUCGCACUUGAAAGGAAUAGGAUAAUGAAAAUGGAUUGGAUGGUUUAAGUAAUCAAAGAAAUAUAACGAUGAUAGAAAAAAAGGCUUUCUUCCCAGCAAGUCUGGUUAUUUUGAUGUUUAAUCGCACGAUUACGCCAUAAAAAGCAUGACGAGAUUUCUCUACUUGGCGAUCAUCCUGCAGGAACGUUUGGUGACCGAAUAACUACGAAUUUUCAGGCGGCAUGUCACUCCAGCCUCCUCUAAAUAAUUGCGACACGACCUCAACUCGCCCACCGUUUAUGUUUGUUCCUUACUUUCUUGUUUAUUGUUGCUUACCGAUGGCUCCCCAACGCUCCCCGUUCGCUUCUGCCCAUUUUCCUUCUUUUUUCCAUUUCAACUAUCAUCUUUUCACCCCUGGACCGCCUCGGAGUUACACGUUACGGAAUCCUCCAGCAAUUGCGGCUCAAGAAAGUUAAAUCGAAUGAAGCAGUUAGCAGCCUGUAUCUUGUCCUACUCUCUCUACUUCUCUCGCGGAUACCUGGCUCCCAACCAGUUGGAUCAAACAAGUGUUAUCAUGUCAAGGCCCCCAUGUUAUGUUCCUUCUCAUACUUUUUCUCUUUUUCGAUCUGCUCUCUAUUUUCCUUGUUCUCUCUAGGCAAAUAUCAAAUCUUGUGGUUCCUUCCUUCUUUUUGCCCUGUUCGAAUCUGCGUUGUUCAUCUGAUUAUUUGAUCCGUUUUUCUCGAAUUGUAAUUUCUUUUCUCAUUUCUUUGGCUUUUUACUUUCCCUCCUUCCUUCUCCUUCUUGAGUUGUAUUGUAAUAUAUCAAUAUUUUACCUAAACAAGACGAAAAGCACCAUGAAACAAAAAAACGAGACAACUAUGCAGUUUU